ACUGCAGGUUCCUAUUGUGACAACUUACUUGAUAUAAUGUUACAAUAACUUUGUUUUAAUGAAGACUUGGUUAUGUGCCAAUACAAGCAUAAAAUGACUUUCAAAAAUAACCCCACCCCAAGAAAUGCAUCCCUCCCUCAACUCUGUCCUGAUCUGUGAGUAGUGUGCGCGUUCAAACAUUCAAGCUUGAUCUGGACAAUAAAAAAAACUCUGCCCGUUUUUGGUUUUCAUUAUUUUUGAGAGGAAUAAUUUCCUUCAGAGACGAUGAUGCGGAUUGUGGUAUUAAUGGGACUGCUGGCACUCGAGGCUGCUGCGUCUGUGCUGCCGAAUAACGAUUCAAGCUAUAUUCGGACAUUUUCAGCUGAUUUCCGGCCUUUCAAUGGUGAGCCCUUUGAUUAUCUGGAUGCUCAGGAGGGCAGUGGCUCUGGUUUCGACCAUUCAUCCAAACCCAAGAAAGAUCACCACCACCCUGUUGUGACAAUAAAGCACUACCACAUCUCUAAGGAAACAUCAAAAUUCCUAACUGGCUAUGUGGUGACCACUGUCAUCCCUACAAUAUACACUUUAGUGUUCAUCAUAAGUGUUCCUCUGAAUCUCCUGGCGCUUGUCAUGUUUGUGUGCAAAGUGAAACCUAAGAAACCAGCUGUGAUUUACAUGAUGAACCUAGCCUGUGCUGACCUCCUCUUUGUGCUCGUACUCCCGUUUAGGAUAGCCUAUCAUUUCAAUGGCAAUAACUGGAUAUACGGGGCUGGGAUGUGUAGUUUGGUCACGGCUGCUUUUUAUGGCAACAUUUAUUGCUCUGUGCUGCUGAUGAUGUGCAUUAGUGUAGAUCGGUUUAUGGCUGUAGUCUACCCGAUGGAUUCACUCACCUGGCGCAGUCCUCAAACUGCAUCCGUUGUGUGCUGCGCCAUGUGGUUUUUGUCCAUCGGCGGUGUGAUGCCUUUGCUGGUCUCCAACCAGACCAUUCACCUACCUGACUUGGGAAUAAUCACCUGUCACGACGUCCUUGACAUUCAUCACCUCCGCGAGUAUUACCUAUACUUCUUUCCCAUCAUCUCUUCACUUUUCUUCUUUAUCCCACUCAUUUUCAGCACUGUCUGCUACGUGCGCAUCAUCCAAGCCUUGUGCGUAGCCAACGUGGAAAACCGUGCAAAACAAACGAGGGCUGUCUUCAUGGGUGUCACGGUCUUUGCUGUCUUCGUCAUAUGCUUCACCCCCACUAACAUCAUCCUGUUGUCACAUUAUGUGCAGUUUGCUCACAAGUACAACGACACGUCCUACGCUGCUUUUCUGGUCUCCAUGUGCAUUGGGAGUGUCAGCUGUUGUUUGGACCCCCUCAUCUACUACUUUGGGUCGUCGCAGUGCCAAAAGCAGGUUCUCACAUAUCUGAAGUGUCAAGGGAUACCAGGCAUUGAGAGGAGCAUACAGUUGACCAGCAGCACCAGGUCAAGCAAGUUGGAGACCUUAAAAAGCAGCAUGAGCAACCAGUACAGAAAGCUGAUGGCAUGAGCCGCAAGGUCGUAUGAGGACUUUCAGUCAGUAUAUGGUUUACCAGGUCAAGCUCAAUUAGCAUGUUGGAGUUUUUUGCACUGUCAACAAUUGGAACUCUAUAAAUGUCUUGUACCAGAAGUAAAAAAGAAAUUUAUUGGGGAAAUGAUAAUUAACAAUAACUUAUAAAACUUUUAAAGCCAGUCCUAUCGUGAGCUCUGAGGUUGUUAAUCAAUGGUAGCCUUUAUGCUUAUGCUGAAGCCAUAAGUGCAGAAUUUAUUGUCAUGUACAAUCAUGGCAAAAGGCACACCAAACGAGCCUGGCAGCGACCAUCCACUCGUAUGAUGUGAAUGACGUUAGCCAGCUGGUCUCCCUAUACUCUCAACCUACGUGUAUGUAUAUAUAUAUAUAUAUAUAUACACACACAUUAUUAUUUUGAAAUAUACUUCAAAUAUAUUGAUUCUACACUUAUGAUCAACAACUUAUUUAAAAGGUUUUAUACAUUUUCAUUGUUUAUUUGAUUUAGUAAUUUGCAAUGCUUAAUUUUGAACUGUUUUAUGAAGACUUAUGAAAUCCCUAUGGAAAACAAAUUAAUGGAGAAAAUCUUCCGGGAAACCAACAUGGCAGAAAAAGUGGGUGGACACUGUAGCGCUCUGUUGAUAACUAUUGAUUUGUUUGUACUGUAGCUAAAAGAGGUGUCUCUCUAUUGGAGCUUGAACUGUUUCUGUGCUCUUGAAACUCAUUUUCUAAUGUAUAGAUUCCUGAUUUAUUUUUGUGUUAUUUUGUGACAUUCUUAUAAAACUUUUGUAUAUUUGUUACUAAAACACUUUUGUACAAACAGUAUCAGAUGCGUGUAAGGACUAAAAAUAAAACUGUAAAGGGUGGGUAUAUCUCUGUGUAGAAUGUAAUAUGUAUGUUGAUUAAGCUGACUCAUCUUUUCUAAUGUUGCUUGGUGAAUAUUCUCAAACGUUAAUUUUAUGGUCUUGUUUCAUUACAUAUAACAAUGCAAAUUAAGUUAAAGGAAUAAUUAAAAUUA
This is a messenger RNA of Xyrauchen texanus (razorback sucker), 2524 nucleotides long. Its product is annotated as proteinase-activated receptor 1-like. NCBI's taxonomy places the organism in Eukaryota, Metazoa, Chordata, Actinopteri, Cypriniformes, Catostomidae. The coding region runs from base 265 to 1509 and encodes 414 amino acids. The transcript is spliced from 2 exons. Gene Ontology annotation, molecular function: thrombin-activated receptor activity. Gene Ontology annotation, biological process: positive regulation of Rho protein signal transduction; blood coagulation; phospholipase C-activating G protein-coupled receptor signaling pathway. The record is from RefSeq and is a predicted model, not a curated record. Gene Ontology annotation, cellular component: membrane.